Molecule: messenger RNA, 432 nt
Organism: Cyclocybe aegerita
Lineage: Eukaryota; Fungi; Basidiomycota; Agaricomycetes; Agaricales; Hemipholiotaceae
Source: the annotation of a GenBank genome assembly
AUGUGGUCAACAGCGAGAGAGGUAGCCGCCGGCGACACCGUCAUCAUCUGGCUCACCCGAGACCAGGUCCAGCCGCUCGUCGUGACACCCGGCAAGGACUUCAACACCAAGUUCGGCAACUUCAGGCAGGCAGACUUUGUGGGCGUGCCGUACGGGUCCAAGGUCGCCUCCCGCACAGGCCGCGGCUUCAUCCACAUCCUCCGCCCCACACCCGAACUAUGGACCAUCGCGCUGCCGCACCGCACGCAGAUCUUGUACCUGGCCGACAUCGCGUUCAUCACCGCCGCACUCGGCCUGCGCAGAGGCUCCAAGGUCAUCGAAGCAGGCACCGGGUCUGCAUCGUUCUCGCACUCCGUAGCGCGGACCGUCGGCGCGAGCGGGCGUCUGUGGUCGUACGAGUUCCAUGAGGCGCGGUAUCGGAAAGCAAAGUGA